AUGAGGUUCAUAGCGUUGCUAAGCCUGACUAUCUCAGCGGUUGCAGAGCUUCUCCGCCCCGAGGGUAUAUCCUUAAUCCUGAACGGGACUAACUAUUUCAUGUCACCGUCGCUUAAAGAAACGUUACCAGCCGGCCUCAUUCCAACCGAUAUCCCUAUACAUUCCUUUUCAUUUAUGCCCGUUACUAUCGUUGGCAACAAUACCGCCCAAGAUGAUCUCCCUAGACUCUUCUCAAGCUGGGCGCGAAAGGACGACGUUUGGCAACCCGGCUUCUUGGAAUUGGUGGUAUUGGUGAACUCCACUGGUUGCAAAUCAACAAACACGGCCUUCUAUGCUGGCGUUCAAUCAGUCGUUUCUUGCUGGGAAGAAGCUCCUGAAAUACGUUCAGGGCCCUACUUCUUGGAUACACUACGAGGAAGUCUACAUCGAGUAUAUCGGCUCUAUGAUGACUUCUCCGGUAGCUUUCUGGAAUCUCUUCUUCAGUUUCCUGACGGAACCUUUCAAACUCUAUCGGCACAUGCCCCCGGCAGUAGUUCUCUUACCAUAGGUGUUCCGUCGCGCUUAUACUUCACUCGCACAAAGGACAAGCCUUUAGCAGGCGUUCGAGUAGGAGUCAAAGACCUUUACGACCUCAACGGGGUAAAGAGCUCUCGGGGCAACCGUGCUUGGUACAUCCUCUAUCCAGCGGCGAACAAGACAGCACCAGCUAUCCAGAACCUAAUCGACGCAGGAGCCGUUAUUGUCGGGACACAGAAGCUCUCACAAUUUGCCAACGGAGAGAAUCCAACGGCGGAUUGGGUCUCUUACCUUGCUCCUUUCAACCCACGCGGAGACGGGUACCAGGGUCCAUCAUCGUCCUCGUCGGGUGCGGGGGCAUCUAUAGCGUCUUACCCGUGGCUGGACCUUGCUGUUGGGAGUGACACUGGAGGCUCUAUUCGUGGACCUGCUGGAGUUUCAGGAGUAUUUGGCAACAGACCUACUCACGACCUUGUCAGUCUGGACCACGUGAUGCCUCUUUCACCCAAGAUGGACACGGCGGGCUUCCUUGCUCGCGAUCCAGAGAUCUGGGGAGCAGCGCAAGCCGCCAUGUAUAAAGAAAACUACACCGUUUUUGCAGAAGAGACUAUUAAGUAUCCGCGGACGGUUUAUACUGCGGGCUUUCCAGCCAACGAUACCCCGCAGGGCGCAAUACUGCACCAAUUUGCCAACGAUCUCGCCGAUCUUCUCACCACCAACGUUACCGAGUACAACAUCAGUCAGCACUGGGCUUCAGCAGGACCAAAUUCCGUUCGAGACAUUCCGCUGACGGAAUUUCUGAACUUGACCUAUGCUGCUCUCAUUACCAAGGAACAGGUUGCUUUAGUCAAAGAGCCAUUCUUCAGGGACUAUGCUGAUGCUCAUGAUGGUCGCCUGCCUUACAUAGAUCCAUCACCCAGUGUGCGAUGGGCGUGGGGUGAAAGUCAGCCAGAUUCCAUCCUCGACGACGCUAUCAGAAACAAAACCGUCUUCAUGAACUGGUUUAACAAGAACGUUCUUCCAAAGGCCAGUGAUCCCCAGAUAUGUUCCUCUGGCAUCCUGUUACACGCCGAAAGUACUGGUACGUUCGGCCGACGCGACGUCUAUCGUGACCCUCCUACCGUUCCUUUUGGCUGGACAUUGAGUAGAAUUUCCAUCUUUAGCGAAGCACCGGACAGUGUUUACCCUCUGGGGGAAGUGCCGUAUUUUAGUGAUAUCACUAAGCGCGAGGAGAGCUUGCCCGUCACUGUUGACAUCAUGGUAGCACGAGGGUGCGAUGGUUUUAUAUCAAGGCUGGCUCAAGAUCUUGUUGGACUUGGCAUAUUAAAAAUUCCAAAGACUGGUAGAAGUAUGUUAGGAGGAUCCGUUUUAUUUUAA
Fusarium redolens is the source of this 1893-nucleotide messenger RNA. Its product is annotated as amidase signature domain-containing protein. The transcript has 2 exons. The coding region runs from base 1 to 1893 and encodes 630 amino acids. The record is from RefSeq and is a predicted model, not a curated record. Lineage: Eukaryota; Fungi; Ascomycota; Sordariomycetes; Hypocreales; Nectriaceae.